GACAUUGGCAAUGUUAUUGUUUCUUCAGACCUUUGGAGUGCAGCAUAUCGUGAGGCAAUUGAGAAUCUUAGGCAGGAAAUAGACAUUGCAACUCUAGAAGGAAAGGAUGCCGUGCAGCUAUUCAGAGAACUCCAUGAGACUGAAAAAGAGACAACUGAUGAAUCUGCCUUCUCAAGAGGUUUGAGGCAUUUUGCAAUUAAGUUAGAAUUAGAUCUGGUGAGUUCCCUGACAAACGUGGAACCGACUGCAGCAACGGUUUUUGGUGUGCUCAGAAGCGUGACUGCGAUUGCUAUCAGCUUUGCAACUGCUGAUUUAGACUUCGCGAAGCAAAUUGGGGAAAUGCUAGAGCAAAUUCCCUACAUUGAAUGAUUUUGACACGCUCGGCCAGAAAGCGGAUAGGAAAGAUAUUCAUGAGGUAAUCUACAGUGAGUCGUUUGAAAGCCUUUCUAAUGUUUCACAGGCACUCGUACUGGUGUACCAAAAGAUCCUAGAGUUCUACAAAGUCGCACUCGAAAUAUUAAGUAGGAAAGGGGUAAAAUUCAG
Molecule: messenger RNA, 543 nt
Organism: Aspergillus glaucus CBS 516.65
Lineage: Eukaryota; Fungi; Ascomycota; Eurotiomycetes; Eurotiales; Aspergillaceae
Exons: 3
Source: RefSeq, a predicted model, not a curated record